This is a messenger RNA of Maylandia zebra (zebra mbuna), 2075 nucleotides long. RefSeq names its product receptor-interacting serine-threonine kinase 3 (gene ripk3). Gene Ontology annotation, biological process: protein phosphorylation. The record is from RefSeq and is a predicted model, not a curated record. Gene Ontology annotation, molecular function: JUN kinase kinase kinase activity; ATP binding. Lineage: Eukaryota; Metazoa; Chordata; Actinopteri; Cichliformes; Cichlidae.
GUAGAAAGUCACUGAAUAAGCACAAGGGUUUUCACACUUACUCGGUAUGAUUGAAUGAUGACAGAGAGGAGCGAAUAACUAAGGUGAAAUAUGGCACUGCACAGCUCUCCCACUCACGCGGAGAUUGGAGACUCUGAUCUGGAUGACUGGGAAGUAAAAGGCUCUGGAGGUUUCGGACAAGUCUACAAGGCCAGACAUCAAAUGUGGUGCUGCGAUGUGGCCGUUAAACUGCUCCACGAUGACGAUGGGACCAGUUCAUCCUUGCUGCGUGAAGUCAGAAUGAUGUGUAAAGGAAGCAGCCCAUACGUCAUUCCAGUCCUUGGGGUCUUUAAAGGUCAUAGUCCCUCUUUUGGACCAGUAAAGCUUGGGCUGGUCAUGGAGUUCAUGGAGAGAGGAUCACUUGCCAACCUGCAGAGAACUUUACAAGGACCCCCGCCCUGGCCACUGGCCUUCAGACUGACCCACCAGGUGGCCCUAGGUAUAAACUUCCUCCACAAUCUCUCUCCUGCUCUGCUGCACCUGGACCUAAAGCCGAGCAACGUGCUGCUGGACUCCUUUCUGAAUGCCAAGCUUACAGAUUUCGGCCUUGCCAAGUUUUCCCAAAGUGUCACACGGAAAUCUAAGAAGUACAGCGACGAAGAAGAAGGGGGAACUAUCAGCUACAUGCCCCCAGAGGCAUUUAGCAUCUCAUACAACCCAACUCGGGCAUCUGAUAUCUACAGCUAUGGUAUACUGUUGUGGUCCAUUGUCACAGGAAAAGAACCAUAUCCACAUGCAUUGUCCAGCAUAGUUCGUCUCCGCAUCCCGCAGGGAGACCGUCCAUCGCUGGACGAGAUCCGUUGUUUGGCUGCAGGGCGUGCCGGGUUAGCAAGACUAAUGGAGCUCAUGCAGAAAUGCUGGGAGGCUAAACCUGCUCAAAGACCCACUUCUCAUGUGUGCACAAUUGUGACAGAAGAGCUGUAUAAGAUGCACAAACGUGCAAUUAUUGACGCCGUUCAUGGAGUGCUGAAGAAACUGGACCAAACGGAAACAGAGGAAAUGACUGAGCAGUUUGAGAGGUUUUCUAUUGCUCAGUCUGCAGUGAGCACCAUAGUGAAACCUGCAAACAUUUGUGAAGAUGUCCCUACAGGGCGCCCGCCCAUUCAGGAAGUGGCUGGCAGUUGGCCUGCAAAUCAAAGAGACAACACUAGAGUCAAAGAAUCACCUUCACAUCGAACUGCCAAUGUGUCUCAGGUGGACCAACCCCACUCAGCAGGCUAUAAAAUGAAACCAUCCUCUGUUCAGCCCAUUCAGUCGCAGCCCCCGUCAGCUCCAUCGAGGAAGCCGCAAAAUAGAUCAUCGAAAAACAUUUGCCCACCUUUUAAGCAAAACCAUUUCUCUCAGUACCAGCGUCAGUCCUCCAGCCCUGGUAAUUUCUGCUAUCCUGCCACACCUAGAAUCAACAUGCACUUCUGCAACGUAGUUGGAUUACAACUUGGUGACAACAACACCAUGCACAUCUGCGCCACAGAUCCUUUAGAGCGGAAGAGGCACCCAACAGCACCAUCUGCCGUUAACGUCCCUCUGCCACACUUGGGAGGCUGGGGGAACAAGGCUGGAGGAGUUGGCUGAGUGUAUUGUCUAAUCUUCCCUCUUUCUUUUUAACUUCUCAAAUUUGAGAUCAUAUUUAAGGGGUUUUUUUUGCAUGUUUUUUUUUUUUUAAUCUGUUGUAGUGGAUUUUUAUAUCUGGACAGGUUUCUGAAAAAGCUUUUUGUUUUCUAUUAUUUUCUGUAUUUAUUCUGUUUAUUUUGUUUGAAAUGCUGAAACCAGUGAAAAAAACAUCACACCUUUCUUUUGCACUGUCAGCAGUAGAAUUAUGGGCCAAGUCUGGUCAUAUGGUUGAUGCUUUUUCACCUACUGUGGUCAACAAAUAUCCAAAGACAUAGUGCCAGGAAAUCAUCUUAAGCCAGAAAUUGCCUUAACGGCAGACUGACUGUUAAUCACAACAAGUCAAUAUGUGUUAUAAAACCAAACGUAGGAUUUGCAUUAAUGCACAGGUCUUCGACUCCAGGCCUCAAGGGCCGGUGUCCUGCAGG